AUAUCACAGCUUGCUAUUGUAGUAUGAGUUUCGCACACACAGUCAUUUCACAACGUGCAUAAUAAUACAUUUAUGUGUACGUGUAUAUCAUGGUGUCACGAGUAGAUAUCUCUUACAGCUACCCAGUUUCGUUGAAAUAGUUUUCUCUAGAGUUUAUAUAUAGUAAUGGCUGAAAAGAUUGAAAUAGAGAAAGCCUCUAGUUCUUCACAGAACCUGAUAUGUCCGCUAUGUCUUGAUAUUUUUGAUGAACCGACGAUCCUGAUGUGCGGACACACUUUCUGUCGAAAGUGUCUCAAGAAAUAUGAUCUAACCCACCAGGACAUUGACCACAUGGUCUGCCCUCUCUGCAGGGAGAUCACCAAGUUGUCUGCCAACCGUGUCGACGAUCUCCGCCUCAAUGUCUCCAUUUACGGAUUCGUAGACGAUUACCACGCCAAGUGUGGAGGGAUGAAUUCUGUUCUAGAAAUGAACCAUAAAUGCACAGCUUGCAAGUUUCAAGAAGACGCUGUCUCCUUUUGCAGAACAUGUAAUAACUACAUGUGUGAUAAAUGCAUUCAAUGUCAUCAACGUCUUAGUCUGUUUGAGGGUCACGAGAUUGUCUCCGUGGAGGAUGUCAUCGAAGGGAAGGUCAGCAUUGGUCAUCAAUGCGAGAAAUGCUCCAUCCACAAACAAGAGAACAAAGAUAUGUUUUGUGAUGAUUGCAAGGUCCGUGUCUGUCACAAGUGCGUACUCGUUGGCCACAAGGCUCAUGGUAUCAAGAACCAGUCGGACUUCGAGCAGGAGUUGAGGCGAAAGGUGACAGACCUUGCCCAGCAAUGUGCAGCUAAGAAAGCUGAGCUGGAAAAGAACAUUCAGAAUAUAGAAUUACAACGUCAUGAGGUACACACUGCCAUGCAGAAACUACUAGCUGAUGUCAGGCAGUCUUACAGCAUCAAGGUCAAAGAGCUGGAAGGAAAUCUUCAAGAUCUCAUCGAGCAAAUAAAUGAAUUGAAGCGAGGUUUCGAGGAUGAUCUCAACAUCUUAAAAUCCAAGGAUCGACAGAGGAUCAAGAGCAUUUGUAGUUCGAUUACAUUGGUAGAUAAUGACAGACUGGGUCAUCUUGAGAGAGACAGUCUUUCUGCCCAUAAUUUGCUCUGUGAUGAGCUAGGUACUAUGCUGAAAGAGGUUACCGAUCGCACUACUGCGGAAGUUAUUACAAAGAAAGCACAUGAGAAGAGAUUCAAUCCUGCAGAUGCCUCUUGUCUUGACCUCGGGUGCAUCUCUGGAUGGGAUCCCAAGUUAGAAACCAUGAAGUGUAUAGAUCUACGGGGACAAAUGGUUGGAAUGACAGCUUACACUCAUACCAGUGUGGCCAUCGUAUAUGGGAUUAAUACACGAGGUAUUGAUAUCAUUGAUACAGCUGGUGGAACGGAGCGGUAUACAAACAUACCACAUGACAUGCAUGGUUAUGGUGAUAUUGUGAUUCAACGAGACAGUGAAUCAUGUGUCUCAACUGGUACUACAGAAGCACACAUGUAUUCUCCCAAUGGCUCCAGGAAAGCAACAAUCAACGUGAGUCGGACUCGUUAUUAUCUCAAACUGAACAGAAGUCCAUCAAAUGAGAUCAUCAUUGCUAACGGUGCCAACAAAGUCUACAUCUAUGACCCGACUGGAUCCACUCUCAAACACACUGUUCCAACAAAGCACAAGACAUGGCAGGUAUCAUCCACCAGGUCUGGUUUGAUCAUCACCAGUUCUUGUCAUCUCACCAAUCCAAACGUGGUGACGGUCUAUGACAGGGAUGGGAAUGCUGGUGAGUCUCUGCAAGCUCCAAAGGAUGUCUACCUGUAUGCUGCCGUGGAUGAGCAGGACAGGGUGUAUAUAGCGAGUGUUGAUAGGAAGAAUAGGAAGGUGGUGAUCAGGCUCUAUGAUCUUGAUGGUCUGAACCUGAAGGAAAGAGUUGAGUUUAAUGCACUUGACAUGACAUUGGGUGAUAAUUGGUGUUACUUGGUGUCCCUCUCUCCGGACCUACUCGCCUUUGCUUGUAUGAAGAAGUUAUAUUUCAUCAAGGUAUCGCUGUAAUAAAGAGUAUACAUGAACUAUUGACUUUUAUGAGAUUAUUUAUAGUGUAUCUGAAAUGAGAAUCCAAUAUGUUUGUAAACACCUUUCUGAAUUUGUUUACAUUUUGUGGUGUGUAUAUACACAUAAAUCUUAACACGAAUCGAAGAACGUUCAUACACAUAAAAUAAUUUAAUGAAUGUAACUCGAGUAUCAAAAGACCAUUAUUUUUAAUUAUUUCGUGAAUCUGAAUUAACCACACAGUAAAAAAAAAAAAACACGUUGUUUAAGCCUGUCACUCUAAUAACAAGUUGUUUCACUUUCUUUGUAAUUGUUUAAACAUUUUAAAAAACUAGUUUUUAAGUUGUUUUUAAAAUAAACAGAUGUUUAAAGGGUUUAACAGUAGUCGUUAGAGUGUCGGGCUUAAACAACGUGCUUGAAAUCGUAAAUAGCGUUUUUACAGUGUAUUGCUGUUGUUGUCAUUCAACUCGUGUAAUUAACAUGAUUAAGCCAGCGUUUAAUAUUUUGGGGUCUCUGUUAUAGAGAAUUCGAUGAAAGGCUAAUGUAUUAAACGAACUUUAUAUUUUGUGAGUUAUAAGAUUUGCUUUUGGAAAUUGUGUACAAUCGAUUUGCUGUUUUGUUGCAAGCCAGUCUAUAUUAUUUGUGGAUAUACGUAAAUAUGAUCUCGAAAUUUUAGAUUUUUUCUGUCCAGUGUUAUGAUGUGAAAAUUAAAGGCCUAAUAAUUACGGAUAUCAGCUGAAUUCUUUCCUAUUCGACCGUAAAACCAUUAAUCUGAAUAGGCCUUAAGUUCUUCUUGUGUGGAAUGUAUAGUCCCCACAAACCACUUGAUAUAUUAAUAUUUUCAUUUUAUGAAAUGUCCAUAAUUACAGGAAUAUUAAUUUUGUAUUAAAACACCCCGCUGAAUGAUUAAUGUUUAUAAUCAGUCACUACAAAUACAAACUACGAUGUUAAAAUAUUUCAAUUUCACUAGUGCAUCCAUAUACAUGUUUUUAUAUCAAAGAACUUGUUAUUCUUUUUUUUACUAGAAUUUUUUUGGCCUUUAUUCAGAAUACAAUACAUCAUAAUAUAACAAAGGUAUAAGUAGUAAUAUUUUCGUGAAUGGCACAUUGUCAUACGUUCUGUUUCACAAAAUUCAGGUUAGCUUAAUAAAUGAUUAAAUUUCCAUGAAAUAUAAUAACAAAAACAACGAAUCAUAUAAAGAAAUAAUACUUUGAACAUUAUUGAAAUCAAUAUAAAUCAUGAUAAUUUGAAUAAGGAAUUUCUUGUGAGAAAAUAUGAAUGGUGUACAUUAAGCCAAUAUAACACGGUGUAUUUAAUUAAAUUUCUCAAUAU
Messenger RNA from Lytechinus pictus (painted urchin), 3390 nucleotides. RefSeq names its product E3 ubiquitin-protein ligase TRIM71-like. Gene Ontology annotation, molecular function: ubiquitin protein ligase activity; zinc ion binding. Gene Ontology annotation, biological process: protein monoubiquitination. The record is from RefSeq and is a predicted model, not a curated record. The transcript has 2 exons. Lineage: Eukaryota; Metazoa; Echinodermata; Echinoidea; Temnopleuroida; Toxopneustidae. The coding region runs from base 166 to 2061 and encodes 631 amino acids.